Molecule: messenger RNA, 672 nt
Organism: Oikopleura dioica
Lineage: Eukaryota; Metazoa; Chordata; Appendicularia; Copelata; Oikopleuridae
Source: the annotation of a GenBank genome assembly
AUGUUUCACAAAGAUCGUCUGAAAGUUGUCAAGCGAACAUGGGGACCGAAAUUCGACAAUAUUAUCUACUACUCAAAUGUUACUGAUCCUGAUAUUCCAACUGAACGAUCCGGACCGAAUACUGAGCGUGGGCAUUGUCAGAAAUUGUAUCACAUUAUGGACGAAUUCUUGAAGAUGAAUGGAUAUGACUGGCUCUAUGUCGCCGAUGAUGAUACAAUUGUGUCUGCUUAUAGAAUUCAUCGCCUCAGUGCUUGUUAUGACCCGACCGAGCCCGUUUUCAUCGGCGAAAGAUAUGGCUACAACUUGAAUAGCAGAGGGUACCCUUACAUUACUGGCGGCGGCGGGAUGCUGUUUUCAAGAGCAGCCGUUGAAAAAUGGAAGAAAUUGGGGUGCAAGUGCCCUGCGCCAGAUACUCCCGACGACAUGAUGAUUGGACUGUGCUAUCAUAAUGGGGACGUGCCCAUCGUUCAUUUGAAUAACUUUCACCAAGCUAGGCCGGAUGACUACAGCGAGGGAUAUCUGGACAACAAUACGCCCGUUUCUUUCCACAAGCACUGGAAUUGCGAUCCGCUGCAAAUUUACGCUAAUUGGUUCGGCAUUGAUGAUACUAAAUGGUGGGCCACGCGGGCGCACGAUUUCAACGACCAUGAGUUCAAGCAUGACGAGCUUUAG